AUGAGCGACGAGCAGUACAAGUCUUUGUUGAUCGUAAACGAAUCAAAGGAUGCUAGCAUCACACUCUACAUUUAUGUCAGUUGUGAUUUAUUAUGUUGGAUGUCUUUCCGCUCCAAAAUUAUCCUUCCAGGCGAGGAAUACUUGUAUCGCAGUAAAGAUUCCUUCAAAUUCAAGCUCGUUGCAAGAUUUGAAGACAAAUCUAAGCAAACACUGUUGAAACCCAAAACUUGGGUUGCAGACAUACUCCUCAAAGUUACCGAAGACCUCCGUCUGAAAGAGGGAAAGCUAGAAGAUUUUCCAUCAGAGAAACGAGUAUGUCUUCGUAAACUUCAAAGAGACAAAAAAAUAAAAACCACAAGUGGAAAACGAAACCUGUACGCGAUUCUAGGACUAGACAUUGAUCAGAUUCGCCAUAUGCCAAGAGAGGAGCAAAGAGAAGCGAUCAAGAAGGGAUUCCGUGAACAAAUAAAACGAUGGCAUCCCGACAAAAAUUUUGGCAACGAAGACAAAGCAAAGGAGGUCAUUAUGGCGUGGGUCGUUUUAUUAGAUGACGAGAAGCGUGCUCGGUACCACAACGAGGCUGAUUACCACAAAGGUUGGCUGUCCCCUCAAGAUGGAGGGCGAUUUUCAAUCCGGAACGAUUCACAAUAG
This is a messenger RNA of Pocillopora meandrina, 651 nucleotides long. The record is from the annotation of a GenBank genome assembly. Lineage: Eukaryota; Metazoa; Cnidaria; Anthozoa; Scleractinia; Pocilloporidae.